Athalia rosae (coleseed sawfly) is the source of this 1176-nucleotide messenger RNA. Its product is annotated as apolipoprotein D-like. The coding region runs from base 170 to 736 and encodes 188 amino acids. NCBI's taxonomy places the organism in Eukaryota, Metazoa, Arthropoda, Insecta, Hymenoptera, Athaliidae. The transcript has 5 exons. The record is from RefSeq and is a predicted model, not a curated record. Gene Ontology annotation, molecular function: pigment binding.
CAACACGCGGUACACAGCGGAAGUGCACUUCUUCGAUAUUAUUAACCGGUUAAAUAUACAACGCCGCUUAAAUCAGCAACAAAAAAUAUCGACAUUCGUCCCUGAUAUAUUCUCAACUCGAACGAUCGAUCGUUAUAAAGCUGGACCAAUAAUAAACAGGAGUUACAGAAUGUUGUGGAUUACGUUGAUCCUGUUCAUGGUGGGCGGAUCAAUGGCGCAAAUACCAAUCAUCGGACUCUGUCCAUCUGUAGACACAGUGUCAAAUUUUACCGUAUCGAGGUACGUUGGCAAAUGGUACGAAGCUGAAAAAUAUUUCACGAUAUUUCAAUUCGGGGGUAAAUGCACGACUGCGGAAUACGCCCUGAGUGAAAAUGGAUCCGUUACGAUUAGGAACAGCCAGAUAUCAUCGUUAACUGGAUUGGCCAGCAGCAUCGACGGUAUAGCGAGAUUUGUCGGCAGAUCGGACGACGCGAAGUUUUCGGUCAAUUUUCCGUCACUUCCCUUAUCAGUGGACGCGCCUUAUUGGGUUCUCGAUACCGACUACGAUAGUUACGCCGUAGUUUGGAGUUGUACGGAUUACGGCUUUAUAAGCGCUCGAUACGCGUGGAUUCUAACCAGAGAGCGAAAUCCACCGCUAUCGGUAGUGCAAGGGGCUUAUAAUGUCCUCGACAAAAACGGACUGAGCAGAGCUUUUCUCCUUCGAACGGAUCAAAAUAACUGUCCGGAAUCGUCUUAAGGUGCACUUCAUCGAUAAUGAUUACGACUAUUGACGAUAAUUAUCGCGUAAAAAGUUACAGCGAGAAAACGAAUCCCCGCCAUUAUAUAAAUUAAUGCAUGUUUAUACUGUAUUGAUUAGUAAGAGAGUGCUAUGUAUUAUUCGUGACCAAGAUUUAUUUGUUCAGUGCCACUAUUUGGUGAAUGAAGAGAAAAAGAAAGGAAAAAAAUUUAUCAAUAUUAUUUAUAAUAUAAUUGAUCUCAGGUGACCAAAAUAUUCGUUUUUUUUUUCAUAGCUCCAACAUAUUUAUCUAUGUAUAUUAUUGUAUGCAUGGUUGUAGUUUCAAGUGAUGUACAAUUAAUUAUUUACGUGUAUGAUAAAUAAUCUACUAGAACAGCAUAUACAUAUAAUUAUAGAUGCAAUGUUCAAUUUAUCAAAAAAUAAACUUUCACCAACGUGAG